This is a messenger RNA of Histoplasma capsulatum G186AR, 2370 nucleotides long. Its product is annotated as 2-hydroxyacyl-CoA lyase. The record is from RefSeq and is a predicted model, not a curated record. Gene Ontology annotation, molecular function: thiamine pyrophosphate binding; catalytic activity; magnesium ion binding. Gene Ontology annotation, biological process: fatty acid alpha-oxidation. The transcript has 3 exons. Gene Ontology annotation, cellular component: peroxisome. Lineage: Eukaryota; Fungi; Ascomycota; Eurotiomycetes; Onygenales; Ajellomycetaceae. The coding region runs from base 1 to 2370 and encodes 789 amino acids.
AUGCCAUCUCUAACUGGCGCUCAAAUUGUCGCUCGCUCCCUUCACGGCUUAGGAGUGAACGUCAUCUUCGGCAUCGUCGGUAUCCCGGUGGUGGAAGUCGCGGAGGAAGCUAUCAAUCUGGGCAUCCGGUUUAUUGCGUUUAGGAACGAACAAGCAUGCAGCUAUGCGGCGAGCGUGUACGGGUACAUGUCGGGAAAACCUGGGGUUUGCUUGGUUGUGGGUGGGCCGGGGGUUCUACACGGCAUAGCUGGGAUUGGAAAUGCCACUGUGAACGCAUUCCCACUACUAGUCCUGGCUGGAUCAGCGGAAUCGCAUACGAUAACUAAGGGGGGUUUUCAAGAGAUGGACGCAAUCUCUCUCCUCACGCCACACACAAAACUUGCUAUACGGCCGUCGUCGCUGGAAUCAGUGAACGAUGCCAUUCGGAAUGCGUAUAGAACAUGUUGGUAUGGAAGGCCAGGCCCCACUUUCAUCGAUCUCCCUGCAGAUUUAAUUCAAGGGAAAACGGCGGCGGGAUUUACAUUACCACCUCCUAAGCAUACGUUUGUCCCGUCUCCUCCUAGAUCUAGCGGCGAUCCAGCGGUUGUAUCGAAAGUGGCACAGUUAUUGAAAUCAGCACGCGCACCGCUCGUCGUUGUUGGAAAGGGUUCAGCGUACGCACGAGCAGAGUCAUCCAUCCGCGAGUUCGUGGAGAAGACAGGGAUACCUUUCCUACCAACACCGAUGGGUAAGGGCGUGAUACCCGAUUCCCACCCCCUCAAUACAUCCAGCGCACGAAGCACGGCUUUGAAACAUGCAGAUGUUGUCCUUCUUUUUGGAGCCCGGUUGAAUUGGAUUCUCCACUUUGGCGAAACACCUCGCUGGUCCGGCUCUGUCAAGCUUAUUCAAGUAGAUAUAAACGCGCAGGAAAUUGGGCACAAUGCUGGAGUUGCGGAGCUAGGAAUAGUGGGUGACAUAAAUUUGGUAGCUCAGCAGCUUCUCUCCUCUCUAGCUGGCUGGCAGUAUAAGCCCGCGUCCACUACAUCACCGGAUUCAUAUCCAUCCCUCCUCGCAGCUUCUGCCACGAAAAACGAAAAUAUUUCACAGAAGAAGGCUCUUCUUCCCACCCAACCCAAAGAAUUCCUGACAUUCCAACGUGCCUACCACAUUAUCAAGACCACUCUAAAUUCCCUCUCGCCGCCGCAAGAAGGUAACAUCGUAUAUGUCUCAGAAGGAGCUAAUACAAUGGACAUCUCCCGUUCCGCUUUCACACUGGAACACCCGCGCCAACGCCUUGAUGCUGGAACAAAUGCCACUAUGGGGGUCGGAUUAGGCUACAUUGUCGCCGCACACGCUGCGUACAACAUCCCAUCAUCGCCGGGCAGCACUCACGUACACACACCGAAGAAGAUCGUGGCACUGGAAGGUGAUAGCGCGUUCGGGUUCAGUGCGAUGGAAGUUGAAACUCUUGCUCGCCACCGCAUUCCAGCGUUGAUCUUCGUAAUGAACAAUUCAGGCAUUUACCAUGGCGACACGAAGACAGAGGGUGAGUGGAAGAAUCUACAGAAUGAGACCGUCAACGAGGCCAAUGCGAAGAACGGCCUGCGAUCGACGAGUUUACUCUACGAGACACGCUAUGAAUAUCUUGCCGCGAUGUGUGGGGGGAGGGGAUACUUUGUACGGACGGAGGAGGAGCUGGAAAGGGCGACAAGGGAAGGAUUCUUGGAGGAUGAGAAGGUUACGAUUGUCAAUGUGAUUGUGGAGCCGGGAAUUGGGCAGUCCAUACAAUUUGGGUGGCAGGCGGCAAAGGACAAAACCACUGAAGCAAAAUUAACUCAAGCUACCAUGGGGAUGGAUACCCCAGCUAGCAAUGAUGAUAUUGAAUACGAACCUACCACUACCCCUGGGCCACCGGGCCCAACACCUACUACCGAUACCUUGAUACAGAUGAUGAUGGGAUAUUUGAAAAAGCAAGAUGAAUAUUUGAAAAAGCAAGAUGAAUGUCUCAAGAGAAUGAAUGAAUAUUUGAACAGAAGGAUGAGAAAUUCCUUACAAAAACCAGCUGAAAACUCUGAUUCUCUGUCAAGGAGAGAUCAAGAAGAUAUGAAACAAGGGAAGGAUGAAAUGGAACUGGCUAUACAAGCCACUGUCACUACUCCUCCAUCUACUGAAGAACCCUCUGCAAGAACCACCAAAGGAUCCUCUGUGAGAACCAUCUCUAUCAUCAUAAGAAUCACCACCAGAGCCACCACAAAGAUGACCAUGAUGAGAUCCAUCAUUAAGAAUACCACCACCACCACCACCACCACCACUGCCAUCAAAGAACUUUUCAAACAUCGAUACUACUACCACGAACUGAAGCCUCACAGAUGCCGAAAGGGUGAAGGAUAG